Molecule: messenger RNA, 2670 nt
Organism: Clupea harengus (Atlantic herring)
Lineage: Eukaryota; Metazoa; Chordata; Actinopteri; Clupeiformes; Clupeidae
Gene: cyp4f3
Product: cytochrome P450 family 4 subfamily F member 3
Molecular function (GO): heme binding; monooxygenase activity; iron ion binding
Source: RefSeq, a predicted model, not a curated record
CCCUCGCAAUACUUUUGCAUUCCCUAUCUGCAGAUCACUGUAAUGCUUUCUUCUAGUGAGCCCUCUCAUACUAAGUAUUCGUUUACGUUUACUUUCGCUGAUUUCAUAGCCAUGCUUAUCAUUAAGCAGUAUAACUAUAUCCGCUUAUUUAAUGCUAAGUUCAAAGUAAAAUUGUGUGAGCUGAUCCAUGUCGUAGUGUUGCUUGUUAGUGGCAAAUAGAGCAAGAGUAGAAGGAUCGCAAAACUUACUAUGAGGGAAAGCAAAACUUACUGUGAGGGAAUGCAAAACCUACUGUGAGGGAAUGCAAAAGUAUUGCAAGGAAAUGCAAAAGUAUUGUGCCUGAACGCAAAGCUGUUGCGAGGGAACGCAAACGUAGCUAUAGAAGGGUAAUGGUAGCUCAAAAAAAAAAAAAAAACAUUCUCACCAUCAAUGGAAUCCCACCUUGACCCUUCUCCGUGUGUUUCCUGGUAAAGCUGAUAAGCGUAGUCUCUUUUUAAAAGAGGAAGUGGGUUUAUAUAUUAUAGUACUACCGGACUCCUUCCAGUUAGUAUUUUGACCAGACAGCGCAUCGUUGACAACAGUGUUUUACAGGAUGCCGGUGGUGGCGGGCGGUAUGUUCGUGCAUUUGUUCUCUCUCCUCGCUUCGGGCUGCUCCCUGUGGGGUGUGUUACAGCUGACCGGCCUGGCCCUGGUACUGUUACUCUCCGUGAAGAUAGUCGUGGUGUCAAGGAGACGCAACCGACUGAGCUGUUUUGCCCUCCCCCCGAUGCGAAACUGGUUCCUUGGUCACAUGGGCAUCAUGAAGAGUUCCGAAGAGGGCCUUAAGGCUGUGGAUGAGCUUGUGAGGACCUACCGGCACUCCUGCGCCUGGUUCCUGGGCCCUUUCUACAAUCUGGUGCGUGUCUUCCACCCCGACUACAUCAAGCCCCUCCUGCUGGCCUCUGCCUCCAUAACUAUCAAGGAUGAGUUGUUCUACGGACUCAUGAGACCAUGGCUUGGACAAGGCCUACUCCUGAGUAAUGGUGAGCAGUGGUCACGCCACAGACGGCUUCUAACUCCAGCAUUUCACUUUGACAUCCUCAAGAUCUACGUUGUCAUUUUCAACCAGUCUAGCAACAUUAUGCAUGCAAAAUGGCGCCGCCUGGUGGCUGAAGGACAGAACUGCCUGGACAUGUUUGAGCAGCUGAGUCUCAUGACUCUUGACAGCUUGCUAAAGUGCACCUUCAGCUAUGACAGCCAGUGUCAGGAAAAGUCCAGUGAAUACAUCUCUGCCAUCUACGAGCUGGGCAUCCUGGUGCAGAAGAGACAGCGCUACUUGCCACACCACUGGGACUGUCUGUACUGGCGCUCCCCUGAGGGCAAGCGCUUCAGGAGGGCCUGUGAUGUGGUGCACGGCUUCACCGCCAGCAUCGUCCAGCGGCGGCGUGCAGAGCUGGACCAGCAGGGGGCGCCAGAGAUCCAGGCCGAGGAAAAACCAGGCAGGAAGAAAGUCACAGACUUCAUCGAUGUGCUGCUUCUGUCUAAGGAUGAGGAUGGCAAUGGUCUGACAGACGAGGAGAUAAAGGCACAGGCAGACACCUUCAUGUUUGAAGGCCAUGACACCGCUGCCAGUGGGAUCUCCUGGGUGUUGUAUAAUCUGGCCUCUCACCCUGAGUACCAGGAGCGCUGCCGUGACGAGGUCAACGCGCUUCUGCAGGGCAGAGAUGAGGACCAGAUCCUGUGGGAGGACCUGACCAACAUGCCCUUCACCACCAUGUGCAUCAAGGAGAGCCUGCGGCUCCAUCCACCAGUGGCGGCCAUUUCUCGCGCCUACUCGGUAGACAAGACCGUGCCAGGGGAGCGCACCAUACCCAAGGGCAGCAUCUGUCUGGUGAGUAUUUAUGGGACUCAUCACAACCCAACUGUUUGGCCUGAUCCAGAGGUAUACAACCCAAUGCGCUUUGACCCAGAGAAUUCAAAAGGCCGCUCACCUUACGCAUUCGUCCCCUUCUCGGCUGGUCCCAGGAACUGCAUAGGGCAGAAUUUUGCCAUGGCAGAGAUGCGUGUUGCCGUGGCGUUGACCCUGCGCAGGUUCCGACUGACCCUGGGGGCGCCAGAGGUGCGUAGGCUCUACACCCUCAUCAUGAAGGCUGAGGGGGGGCUACGCCUGCAGCUGGAGCCUCUGGAGCCCCCCCAGUCUCCUUCAUCCCCUUCAUCCCCUUCACCUCCGCAGACACCCUGACCACUCUUCAGCCCAGUUAGAUCACUGAGAACCUGCUCACAUUAUUGCCACUUGUAGUUUAGGUUGAAAGUCUUCACUUGUAGUGGAAGUUGAGAGAAGUUGAGAGACCUUUGGCCAACAUACUACAUUUCUGUUCUGUUUUUUCUGAGUUUUCUCUUCCUGAAUUAGUGUCUUCCUUUAAAAUAUUGUGCACAUUGUUCCAUAUGUGUAUGGUCCCUUACAUUCCACAACUCUGUUUGUAGCAUUUGCUCAUAAUACUGAUCAGUGCUUGUAGUAGUGGAAUUUGAUCCUGUCACUUUUAUGCACUUUACUCGCAAAUUCCUCUUUCCUGUAUGUCAUCCAUCAGAUUGAUAAUGCAUUUAGACUGUGAAGUCAGUACAAUGUUAGACUAUAGAAUGUAUUUGAGUAACUUUUGUACUUUUUCAAUAAACUGUCUCAUUUGAAAUGAU